UGGACAGUGAACCCAUGUGGCCCAUCGAGGCCAGGAAUGCAGCAAUAGCGAACCACUGUUUUACCUGUGCCAUCAACCGUGUUGGGACGGAACAGUUCAAAAGUGAAUUCACAUCAGGUGAUGGAAAAAAAGCUCACCAUGACUUUGGCCACUUCUAUGGGUCCAGUUACGUGGCUGCUCCUGAUGGCAGUCGAACCCCCGGCUUGUCCAGGACACGUGACGGACUGCUGGUGGUCGAAAUGGAUCUGAACCUGAACAGACAAGUCAGUGACAAAUGGACUUUUAAGAUGACUGGGCGAUAUUCAGAGUACGCAGAAGAACUUACAAACGCUGUCAAACACGACUUCAAACCCAAACUAGUAAAGGAGUGAACAGAUACACACAGUGUGUUGUACAUUUACUGUGGCCCAUGUAAGAAAAAAAAAAAUCACAUAGCCUAUUAACAUUUAUUUAUACUACAGACUUUAAAAAAUAA
Molecule: messenger RNA, 475 nt
Organism: Nematolebias whitei (Rio pearlfish)
Lineage: Eukaryota; Metazoa; Chordata; Actinopteri; Cyprinodontiformes; Rivulidae
Product: beta-ureidopropionase-like
Exons: 4
Coding region: 15-371 (118 amino acids)
Molecular function (GO): beta-ureidopropionase activity
Source: RefSeq, a predicted model, not a curated record